Molecule: messenger RNA, 1389 nt
Organism: Mytilinidion resinicola
Lineage: Eukaryota; Fungi; Ascomycota; Dothideomycetes; Mytilinidiales; Mytilinidiaceae
Product: cytochrome P450 oxidoreductase
Exons: 9
Coding region: 1-1389 (462 amino acids)
Molecular function (GO): iron ion binding; heme binding; monooxygenase activity
Source: RefSeq, a predicted model, not a curated record
AUGGCCCAACUUGCUUCCGUCGCAUUGGUAGCGAUUGUAGCGAUUGUAGCUCUUGCUUCGAUAUACGUGGUGGUGCGCGCUAUUGCUGAUCCUCUGAGGGGAGUGCCUGGGCCAUUUUGGGCACGUUUUUCGCGACUAUGGUAUUUACGCGAAGUCUACGAGGGCCCGAUUGUGCGCAUUACUCCGAAUGAGUAUAGUAUAGACGAUCCGGCAGCAGAAAAGACCAUAUACGGGCUAGGAACCAAAUUCUAUAAAUCGCCGUGGUAUAUUGCUUCCGGAAAUCCAGAUCCAACAAAUUCGGACCUCUUCACCGAACGCCACCCAGCACAACACGCACUGAUGCGACGAAAAGUUGCGAAUCUUUACUCUGCAAAUACCCUGUUACGGUUGUUUGUACAGCGCCUGAAUGAGGUCGCUGCAACAGGUCGCCCAAUCAAUGUGCAGCAUUGGUUGCAAUGUUAUGCAUUCGAUGGAAUCGGUUACAUCACACUUUCGAAAAGAUUUGGGUUCCUGGACCGCUGUGAGGACGCACGAGGAAUGUUUACAAGUCUCCAUUCCUAUCUGAAAUAUGCUUCACGGAUCGGAGUGGUUUCAGAGGUACACCCAAUUGCAUCCAAAUUGCUGGCAAAGCUCGGCAGCGGCGGUAUGUCCCACAUGAUGAGCUUCGUUGGCGCCCAGCUUCAGGACAGACAGCAGCGACUCGCAGAAAAAGAGGGCGGAGGCACAGACGAUGAUUUUGUGUCGAGAAUACUCGCGCAGCACAAAGCAGAUCCUGAAAAAUUCACCUUCACUGAUGUGUUCAGCACAUGUAUUACCAACAUUGGUGCCGGCUCUGACAAGACAUCGAUCUCGCUGUCCGCAGUUAUGUACCAUCUAAUUCGCAAUCCAAACAUGCUCGCUGAGCUUCGCAGUGAACUCGAUGAAAAACUACAGCCUGGAAAGACUAUCGAAGACUUCUCGUUCCAAGACGCCCAAAGAUUACCAUAUCUACAAGCUUGCAUCAAAGAAGCUCUCAGCGUCCACCCGGCUACAGGCUUACCUUUAGGAGGAGUAGUACUAAGCGGUGGUGCUGAGAUUCUGGGGGUGUUUUUCCCGGCCGGAACGGUGAUCGGUAUCAACACAUGGGAUGCGGCACUAUAUCGGCCUGAGAGGUGGCUGAUCAACGAUAAACAGCAAUUGUCUCGAAUAGACGGUUAUUAUUUACCGUUCGGCCACGGAUCACGCACCUGUAUUGGAAAGAACAUAAGCCUCUUGGAAAUGUCGAAGCUUGUGCCCGUAUUGGUGUAUCGAUUUGACUUUGAUCUAGUCAGACCGGAGGAAGAACUCGAAUGCCAGAAUGUCUGGUUCGUCAAGCAGAAGAAUAUCAAUUGUCGAGUAUCGCUGAGAUGA